This is a messenger RNA of Patella vulgata (common limpet), 1577 nucleotides long. Its product is annotated as peritrophin-1. Gene Ontology annotation, molecular function: chitin binding. Bases 197 to 913 code for a protein of 238 amino acids. Gene Ontology annotation, cellular component: extracellular region. Lineage: Eukaryota; Metazoa; Mollusca; Gastropoda; Patellidae. The record is from RefSeq and is a predicted model, not a curated record. The transcript is spliced from 3 exons.
CACUUCACCCUAAACUAAGGACACAACGAUUUUUUGACAGGACAAGCACUGAUCACUCCUGAACUUUGUCCACUUUAACAAAAAACAUACAGUAUUUGGCACUAUAUAAAAGUCUUUGUUAUACCUGUGGAAUUAAUCUUUCUUGAAGAUAGUCUAGUGAGGUUCUAUUCGAUAUUUAAUCAACUUUAGCCAUAACAUGGCUACGAAAAGUUUAAUCUUAUUAUUGGUUUGUUUGAUAAGUUUGUACUUAGCAUGUUGCCAAGAAGAUAUGUUCGAUGACACGUUUGGCGCUGAUCCCGGCUGUAAAGAUCCUUGGUCAACGGAAUGGACGCGCGAUGGUGCAGACUGCACGAAGGUUCAUUUCUGUGUCCAAGGAAAGAAAUACUGGACCAUCACUUGUAACGAUACACGGGUGUGGUCUAAUACUGGGCAUGCCUGUGUUUUGCCAUUCUCACAAUGGGAUGAUUGUAACCAAGUUAUGACGACCCCAACUAUAAAUGACGAAAGAUGUAUAGAACCAAGUGGAAUGAACCCUGAUCCAGACAACUGUGCCCAAUUUUUGGCAUGUACCAACAGAACUGUAGUAGCUACCAUGUCCUGUCCUGAAAAUACUCUAUUCUCUACCAGAAAUAAUACAUGCGAACUUAGUUACAUGGUUGCAGAUGAAUGUCGUACCAGAAGUAUUCCUAGUCACAUCUCCGUCACAACUGCCAGUCCUAUUAUUGAUAAACCAUGUGAAGGAACAAAGAACGGUGAUGUAGCUGAUCCACGGAACUGUGCCAGAUUCUACAAAUGUAACUAUGGUCGUGUAGUAGCUAGAGUCAAGUGUCCCAGUAACAGCCAUUUUUCAGAUAUUAAACACAAGUGUGACUGGAGAGCUAAUGUUGAAUGCGGCAGCCGACCCGAGGCAUAAAAUAAAACUGUUUUAGAAUGCGGAAGUCAACCCGAGGCAUUAAACAAAACAGUUGCAAUUGCUAUGACGUUCUCGGUGAAUAAAACUUGCUCAAGUUAAAAUUUGCAGAUUAAUGAAAAGCAUCCAUAAUUGAGCACACACUUUAUAAACAAGACGAGUCCAUUGCGAGGAACAAUGGCCUAGUUUCUAUUUAUUAAAGGAACAAUAAAACAUAUGGUUCUUUUUUUUAAUUUAAAAACUGUUAUUACAAUCUAAUUUUAACAAUUAUUUUAUAAACCUCAGAUAAAUAAAGAAGACCGUGGGUUCUAAUGUAAAGAUAAAUCCUCCAUAACUUAUACAUUAGAAUUGAAAAAUCUGCAUGAUUUGCACAAAUGUUUGAAGUCUUUAUUCAGAUACGAUGCCCCUUUAAUAUAAUUUAAAUUCAAACUAACAGUAUUACUUUUUACUAAUGUUACCCUGUAUAUACAUUUAUAUAUUUCAAGUAUUAAAGUUUUUUGUUUAUUUCAAUGUUUUCAUGUAGAUCUCAAAAACUAUCCUUUCUUACUCUUCCCUUUCGUCGGUGUUCACUAGGAUAAUAGGUGAUAGAAAAUGUGUUUGAUGUAUAUUUGUGAAAUGUUUUUUAAUAAAUACACUGAAUACAAUUGUUGUGUUCGACCAAACUAAA